UAUCUUACAGCAUAAGCUUUCAUGGAAUGGAGCCCACUUCUGUUGUCCUUGAAACCUAACACCGUAAUAAAUGUGUCAGUCUUUAAGGUAACAGAACAUCUCGUUUGCUGUCUUUGCUGUAAUGAGCUAGCUCCAUAAAUUUAAAUUUGAGGCUCCCUCUAAUUUUCCCAGUUUUUAGAAAUCAAAGAAGCACAGAAAUAAGAUGUUUUCUUCCUUUCUUCACCAGUUUGGAUGAUUGACAACCACUAAUUAUACCUCUUGGAUUUAUCCUAUUUUUCCUCCUCAAAGGUCAACCAAAAGAUGGGUCUCUUCACUUACCUCACUCUUUGUCUUCUUGGAAUCUUCUUUUUGGGAGCCGAAGCUGACACCUGUGCAAGGGAAUGGCUGCAAAACCAAGGGAACUGCUAUGCUUAUUUUGAUAAUAAAUUAACAUGGCAAGAGGCUGAGAUUGAGUGCCAGAGCUACGGCCGUGGGGCCCAUCUUGCCUCUGUCCUCACCAAGGCAGAGACCCUUCUGGUGGCUGAACACAUUUCCACUUACCAACAAGAACCAAGCCAUGUCUGGAUUGGACUCCAAGAUGUUCGUCAGACCGGGAGAUGGAGGUGGGCUGAUGAGUCAACUUACAACUACAAGUCCUGGAUGACCCACCAGCCAGACAAUUAUCUCAAUAGUGAACAUUGUGUGGAACUGGUGUUUUCCUCAGGUUUUACUCUGUGGAAUGAUGCUCGGUGCCAGAGACGCAAUGCCUACAUCUGCAAGCAUGAGCUCUAAAGACCUUUGUGGCUGCCAGCUACAAUUGCAUGAAUGUCUUCUUGGAUGUCACUCCCUCUUCUCUUCUUUGGAAAAGAUCAAUCCUCACCUGUCCAUUUCAAAACAGCAUUUCUGAAGAGCUUCUUGACUGGUCUCCUUCAUCUCCUGUUGUUGUUGUUUGUAGCUAUGUCAUCGUUUAAUGUUAAUAAAUUCUUUCUGAUGCAUAUAUUUCCUGGAGUAUUCGUCCUCAAUCAGCACAACCAAUUCCUAUAGCCUGUCUGGAUGCAAAGGAAGACAACCAGACCCUUUUUUGGCACGUUGACAAUGAUCCCUUCUCAUUAGGCAGGCAACAUAUGCUUUCUCAAAGCCUUUGUGUGGGAUCAUUUUAUUGCAUAAUACAUUUACAUUGUCUUUAAAACAGUGGCAAAGUUGGGUGAAACUUCUGAGAGUUGAUCUGGGACAUCGAGAAAACCAAAAUCUAUCAGCCACUGUUUUACAACAAAGGGCAGACUGUGGUCUUUCAUCAGAACUCCAAAGUCCCCUAACUGGA
Molecule: messenger RNA, 1300 nt
Organism: Anolis carolinensis (green anole)
Lineage: Eukaryota; Metazoa; Chordata; Lepidosauria; Squamata; Anolidae
Product: C-type lectin BpLec-like
Exons: 5
Coding region: 301-771 (156 amino acids)
Molecular function (GO): signaling receptor activity
Source: RefSeq, a predicted model, not a curated record